Molecule: messenger RNA, 2631 nt
Organism: Megalobrama amblycephala (Wuchang bream)
Lineage: Eukaryota; Metazoa; Chordata; Actinopteri; Cypriniformes; Xenocyprididae
Gene: hsp90aa1.2
Product: heat shock protein 90, alpha (cytosolic), class A member 1, tandem duplicate 2
Exons: 11
Coding region: 159-2357 (732 amino acids)
Biological process (GO): protein folding; cellular response to heat; protein stabilization
Cellular component (GO): perinuclear region of cytoplasm; myelin sheath; plasma membrane
Molecular function (GO): disordered domain specific binding; ATP hydrolysis activity; ATP binding
Source: RefSeq, a predicted model, not a curated record
AUUUGUGGAACGUCUACGUUCUCGAACUCUCUCAGCUGGACGUAUAUAAGCGCCACUGGCGUAACGCACGCGCUAGUUACGGAUCUCUCAAAGUGACAGUUGAGGAGAGAAAUCUCUCAGCGUACAGGAGCUAAUUCACUUUAAUAAAUCGCUUAAAGAUGCCCGAGGCACAUGACCAGCCCAUGGAGGAGGAGGCCGAGACCUUUGCCUUUCAGGCUGAGAUUGCUCAGCUGAUGUCUCUGAUCAUCAACACCUUCUAUUCCAACAAAGAGAUCUUCCUCAGAGAGCUCAUCUCCAACUCCUCAGAUGCUUUGGACAAAAUCCGCUAUGAGAGUCUCACAGACCCGAGCAAGCUGGACUCAGGAAAAGACCUCAAAAUCGAAAUCAUUCCCAACAAACAAGAUCGCACACUGACUAUAAUCGACACCGGCAUCGGCAUGACCAAAGCUGACCUCAUCAAUAACCUGGGCACCAUUGCCAAAUCCGGCACGAAGGCCUUCAUGGAGGCCCUGCAGGCCGGAGCGGACAUUUCAAUGAUCGGUCAGUUCGGUGUGGGUUUCUAUUCCGCCUACCUGGUGGCCGAGAAAGUCACGGUCAUCACCAAACACAACGAUGACGAGCAGUACGCGUGGGAGUCGUCUGCAGGUGGAUCGUUCACCGUUAAAGUGGACAGCUGUAAGUCCGAGCCCGUCGGCCGUGGCACAAAAGUGAUCCUGCAUCUGAAGGAGGAUCAGACGGAGUACAUCGAAGAGCGGCGAAUCAAAGAGAUCGUGAAGAAGCACUCGCAGUUCAUUGGCUACCCCAUCACGCUCUUUGUCGAGAAGGAGCGCGACAAGGAGGUGAGCGACGAUGAGGCAGAGGAGGAGGAGAAGGAGAAAGAAAAGGAGGAAGAGGAGGGUGAGAAGGACGAGGACAAGCCCGAGAUCGAAGACGUGGGCUCAGACGACGAGGACCACGAUGACAAGAGCUGCGACAAGAAGAAGAAAAAGAAGAAGAUCAAGGAGAAGUACAUCGACCAGGAGGAGCUCAACAAGACCAAGCCUCUGUGGACCCGCAACCCCGAUGACAUCACCAACGAGGAGUACGGCGAGUUCUACAAGAGCCUGACCAACGACUGGGAGGACCACCUGGCCGUCAAGCACUUUUCAGUGGAAGGUCAGCUGGAGUUCCGCGCGCUGCUCUUUGUGCCUCGUAGAGCUCCGUUCGAUCUCUUUGAGAACAAGAAGAAGAAGAAUAACAUCAAGCUGUACGUGCGCAGGGUCUUCAUCAUGGACAACUGCGACGAGCUCAUCCCAGAGUACCUCAACUUCAUUAAGGGUGUUGUGGACUCUGAGGAUCUGCCACUGAACAUCUCCAGAGAGAUGCUUCAACAGAGCAAGAUCCUGAAAGUGAUCCGCAAGAACCUGGUCAAGAAGUGUCUGGAGCUCUUCACUGAACUCGCCGAGGACAAAGACAACUACAAGAAGUUCUACGAGCAGUUCUCCAAGAACAUCAAGCUGGGCAUCCAUGAAGAUUCUCAGAACAGGAAGAAACUCUCGGAGUUGCUUCGCUACUACACAUCUGCUUCUGGAGACGAGAUGGUGUCCCUCAAAGAUUACGUCACUCGCAUGAAGGACACCCAGAAGCACAUCUACUACAUCACUGGUGAGACCAAAGAUCAGGUGGCCAAUUCGGCCUUUGUGGAGCGCCUGCGCAAAGCCGGUCUGGAGGUGAUCUACAUGAUCGAGCCCAUCGAUGAGUACUGUGUACAGCAGCUGAAGGAGUUCGAGGGCAAGAACCUGGUGUCGGUGACCAAAGAGGGUCUGGAGCUUCCCGAGGAUGAGGAUGAGAAGAAGAAGCAGGAAGAGAAGAAGGCCAAGUUCGAAAACCUGUGCAAGAUCAUGAAGGACAUCCUGGAGAAGAAAGUUGAGAAGGUCACCAUCUCAAACCGUCUGGUGUCUUCACCGUGCUGCAUCGUCACGAGCACAUACGGCUGGACGGCCAACAUGGAGAGGAUCAUGAAGGCUCAGGCCCUGAGAGACAACUCCACCAUGGGAUACAUGGCCGCCAAGAAGCAUCUUGAAAUCAACCCAGACCAUCCCAUCGUCGAGACCCUGCGACAAAAAGCAGAAGCCGACAAGAACGACAAAUCUGUGAAAGAUCUGGUGAUCCUGCUGUUCGAGACGGCGCUGCUCUCCUCGGGCUUCACGCUGGACGACCCACAAACACACUCCAACCGCAUCUACAGGAUGAUCAAACUCGGCUUAGGCAUCGACGAGGACGAUCUGUCCACAGAAGAGCCCAGCUCUGCUCCGGUCGAGGACAUGCCGCCCCUUGAAGGAGACGAUGACACAUCUCGCAUGGAGGAGGUCGACUGAUAACGCGGCCUUCGCUAGUUCAUGUUUGUAGCUCUGUAAAAAGAUUUAAUGUUCAGAUUAUCUAUUGUUCUUGUUCUUGACCACAUUGCAGUUCCAGUUCAUUCCAGUUCAUUUUCAUUAUUUUUUGUAUUCUUUUGAGUUGUACAUUGACUUUUUUUUGUAUUUAAUAACAUUGCAUUGUUGAUUUUGAGUGUUUAUGGGAUGUAAAGUAUGACACUGAUACUGUAUUAUUGACAUGAUGGGAUCUUGAAAUAAAGUUUACCAUAUCAGGUCA